ACAACGAAUUGGCAUCUUCUUCUCUCCCAUACUCCGUAUACAAGACGAUCAUCCUCCGCCAUAUUGGCAUACAACUCUUCCUCCACUUGAGGGUCCUCAGCAUCGUGUGCCAUAGAAUUUUGGGUGCAUCCAGCUUCUUCAGGGUUCUCGGGUUCAUGUAUACAAAUGCAGCUUGAUCCAGAAUGUUCCCCCACCCCAACCACGAAGUUGAUGCCAGAGAACGCUCAUUCGGCUGGCAAACUCUCAGGGCAGGAAGGUCGAAUUCGAAGCCAAAGAUUGAUAGCACUAUACCCAAUAUGGGGGCGGUCAAAGGCGGCAGAACGCACGGAUCAACGUUCGUCAAAGUGGUUAUUUACGGUUCGUUGUAAUUUACGGUGAAAAAUCUAUUUUUAUUGAAAAU
This is a messenger RNA of Canariomyces notabilis, 400 nucleotides long. RefSeq lists its product as uncharacterized. The transcript has a single exon. Bases 183 to 368 code for a protein of 61 amino acids. The record is from RefSeq and is a predicted model, not a curated record. NCBI's taxonomy places the organism in Eukaryota, Fungi, Ascomycota, Sordariomycetes, Sordariales, Chaetomiaceae.